GUGUUUUAUUUACUCUCGGUUCGAUGUUUUCAACCAGCAGCUGAAUUUGAGUCCUCGGCUUUGGGACCCGUCAUCCUGAGUCGCCGGCGCUAGGACCCUUCGGACAUCUUCCUCUCCUCUUUGUCUCCACUGGUCGGACCCUCCUCCUCUUCCUCCUCCUCCUCCUGCUGCUGCUGACCGUCCUCUGUGUAGCCUCAUUCCGCGUCUCUCUCCAUCCGCAGCGGUGUGGAUGCUCGCAGGGACAGAAACAUGGCCGUGAAUCUCGCGCAGAACAGACUGGCCGUGCUGACCGCCUACCAGGACGUCAUUGACGAGACCUCCGACACCGACUGGGCCUUGUACACAUAUGAAGAUGAGAGUAAUGACUUGACCCUGGCAGCAUCCGGAGGAGGCGGUCUGGCAGAGAUCACGCUGACCUUCGACAACGGCAGGGUGAUGUACGGCUUCUGCAGCCUGAAGGACCCGACUGCCGCUCUGCCACGAUACAUCCUCAUCAACUGGGUAGGGGAAGAUGUGCCGGAUGCCAGGAAGUGUGCUUGUGCCAGCCAUGUUUCCACCAUCGCAGACUUCUUCCAGGGGGUGGAAGUCAUCAUUAACGCCAGCAGUUUGGAGGACAUCGACCCGUUGGCCAUUGGGCAGCGACUCACCAACGGGACGGCAACGGUGGCGAGUCCCGUCCUGAGCCGUCUGAAAACCAGAGAUGAAGAGCACGGAGACGUGGGCACCGUGUACCAGAAAACCAACGCAGAGGUGGAGAUGAAGAAAAUCAAUAGAGAGGAGUUUUGGGAGAAGGCCAAGCGUGAAGAGGAGAUGAGGAAGGAAGAGGAAAAGAAGAAGGCUGCAGAGGAGAGACAGCGUUUUGAAGAGGAGCGAAUGGAGCUGGAGAGGAAGGAGCAGGAGAACAGAGAGAAGAGGUACCGCGAGAGGGAGAGGCAGAUCGAGGAGCACAGGUUUAUCCAACCUGUUAUGGAAGUUUGCGAGCAGAAGACAAUGUGCAUGAAGAAACUGCAGGAGGAGGAGGAGGCCAGAGAGAGGUUGCAGAGUCAGACCACCAUAGUGACAGAACCGAGCAUUGAGGACCUGAACCUGAACAAGAAGGAGUCUGAGGUAGAGGAAGCCAAGGCCAUCAUCGCUCAGCGGUCAGGAAACCCUCGAGAGUUUUUCAAGCAGAAGGAGAGAGCCAUGACCAUCAGUGUCGACACCUCACCCGUCUCCAUCCACAGGACUGGCCGUUUGGACAGCCCGUUCUUGAGGCAGCAGCACAGUCCCAGCAGCCCCAGUACGACUUCCCCGCUUCGGGGUGUGUCGCCCCUGCGCACGCCGCCGCAUGCACGGACGCAGCCCGUCGCUGCAGCCGCGAGCACAGAGCGCAGCAUGGUCGCAGUGUCCCCCAUUCCUAAGAUAGUCACCACACCGAUCAAAGAAGACUUCACCAGCGAGGAAGAUGACAAGUGGACAAGUGGAGACAAGUGGGAUUCGGUGCCAAAGCAGGAGCAGAGCCCCCCUGUGCAGGAGUCCACGCCCACCAAGCCUGUGCAGAGCGUCGCCCCGCAGGCCCGUGACCCUUCCGGCUUCUCCCCGUGGGACUCCGGGACAGACAGCCUGGUGGACCUGUGGGAUGGCUGCUCCGCCCCCACCGCCAACCCCACCCAGACCUCCCAGUCUUCCAAUCUAGUGGACCUGAUGGGCGACGGCGACGUGCUUCAUGACGAUGUCCCACCCAACAUCGCCGCUGGAAGCGGCCGGCCUCAGCCCCUCCUCAGCUUCGAUGAGAUGAUGGACGGAACGUUCUGCUCGGGCACCGGCGCCGAGGAUGACCCCUCCAGUCUUGUGGACGUUGCAGGCUCUGACCAGAUGACCCUCAGCUACCAGCAUGCAUUGCAGCAUGCCUCCGGGGAGGGGCCGGAGCUGGAUGAUGGACAGCUGCUGAUGACCAAUGGGGAGAUGCGGCUGAAAGAAGGGACUCAGGCAAGUGAGGGCUAUUUUAGCCAAUCACAGGAGGAGGAAUUCGGCCAAUCAGAGGAGUCCUCAGCUAAACCAGCACCUGUCUUUUAUAACAAGCCUCCAGAGAUUGACAUCACGUGCUGGGACACGGACCCUGUGGUGGACGAGGACGACGACUAGCCGGCCGCUCUGGACCGAAAGGACAGAGGAAGUGCGCUUCAUGAAGAAACAGAUGUUUUUUUUCUAAAAAACAAAAACACGAACAAAAGAAAAAAAAAAAAAAACUACUAAUCAUAACAAUAAGUCUUGCAUCAAAACUACUUCUGUAUCUUUUAGAGAAAAACAGUUUGAGUUGUGAUGAAGAUGUCUGAAAGGCUCAGUUCUGAUCUGUGUUUCUUUUAUUUAUUUUUUUUCUUUCAUUUUGCUAUGCAGGUGUAAUAGAGUUGUGAGCGAGGGUUUUGUUUGUGUACAUGAUUUUAUCACACGUAGCACUGCUGCAUAUUAGAGACAGUGAAGCCCCGUGUGCGGCUGCAGCCCACGCCGUUAGUCCGUAGUGCUUUAAUAACACCUUAUAAAACUAAUACCGUGGAUCAAUACAGCUGCCAUGUUUCUCUCCACUCUCUUCUUUUCUUACCUCCUUCCUUCUGCUUUCCUACAUAGAAAUAUUCACUCUGCCAGUCAGUUAAUCUUGUAUUAGACCUCACGUUCAUGGGAAAAAAGACUUGUUGGAAUAUUUUAUUUAUUCUGGUGUAUCCGAACUGAAAUUCCUUCAGACACGUCUGUGGCUCCUUUUUGACCUUUUUCACUCCUUUUGUAUGAUUUCAAGACUGAGUUGAAAAUUAAAUGGCUUGUCAAUCCGA
This is a messenger RNA of Melanotaenia boesemani (Boeseman's rainbowfish), 2804 nucleotides long. It is a transcript of the gene dbn1, whose product is annotated as drebrin 1. Gene Ontology annotation, molecular function: actin filament binding. Gene Ontology annotation, cellular component: lamellipodium; site of polarized growth; postsynaptic density. The transcript is spliced from 16 exons. Gene Ontology annotation, biological process: neuron projection morphogenesis; regulation of actin filament polymerization; positive regulation of dendritic spine morphogenesis. The record is from RefSeq and is a predicted model, not a curated record. Lineage: Eukaryota; Metazoa; Chordata; Actinopteri; Atheriniformes; Melanotaeniidae. Bases 250 to 2124 code for a protein of 624 amino acids.